Hymenoscyphus albidus is the source of this 840-nucleotide messenger RNA. The record is from the annotation of a GenBank genome assembly. Lineage: Eukaryota; Fungi; Ascomycota; Leotiomycetes; Helotiales; Helotiaceae.
CUGGAAGCUUGAUUUCUUUCAAAAUCCAAUCACGUUGCAUUGAUAUGGAAUCUCCUCAUUGACAUUGACAAAGCUUCACUAGGUAGUUGCAAGUUCAUCUGACUGGAGAUUCUUCGUCCACCCCUGCAGCCUGAGGCAUGUGAUGGAGCCUUGUCUUCUACUUUUUCAAUUGAACUGAACUUUCACUUCCAUCUCCACUGAACAUUGAACAGAACAUCCAAGCUCUGUAAGUACUUCACAAACUACUAGAACCAUUAUGCGCUGCAUUACUGAUUCUCUUUCAGCUUCAUACAAAAUCCACCACCAAUAUGCAACUCUCAGAAGAAACCAAGGUCUAUACUCCUCUGAUGCCAUCUCUGUGCCAUCAACUAACCUCAAAGCAGGAGCGCAUUGGAAAGUUCAUUGAUCUCUCUCGUGUCGCAAUUCAUUAGUACGUUCAUCUGCAUUUGCGUUGCAAAAGAACAUAUGCUAACAAGAAUUCAGUGGCUACCUUCCUCUAAUUGUCUACCUUGGUAUGACGCACCGAAUCUUUGUUAAGUCAAUAUAACUGACCAAAACAGGAUAUACACGCAGCGAGCCUCGACCAUCGCUCAUCAGGUAUACCAACACCCUUUCCUCUAUACACCACUUUUAUCGUCCUAAUCAUGUGAACAGACUCUUCUCUCCACUCGCAUAAACGUUCUUUUCGAAAUGCCGAAUUUACGAAUCUCUCACAAACUACACGAUGGGAAUAUGGGAUGAAGUCAAGCAGUUUUACGAUUGGGCGCCAUUUCCAUUUGGGAAAGGGCCAAAUGGUUGUAGCAUAGGAAGGCGUUUGUUCUGGGGAAUGGAUACGAAAAC